This is a messenger RNA of Archocentrus centrarchus (flier cichlid), 2475 nucleotides long. Its product is annotated as protein FAM219A. The record is from RefSeq and is a predicted model, not a curated record. The coding region runs from base 48 to 626 and encodes 192 amino acids. The transcript has 6 exons. Lineage: Eukaryota; Metazoa; Chordata; Actinopteri; Cichliformes; Cichlidae.
CAUCGUUUAGUUUGUAGGAGAAGGGAGCGAAGAGGCGCGUUGCCAAAAUGAUGGAAGAAAUAGAUAGAUUUCAAGUGCCGAGUGCUGUACAGGAGGCGGAGAUGCAGGCUGAGAUGCAGCCGCUGGACCCAGCCUCAUCCACAGCUUCAGAGGCAGACUCAGACACCAGAGAGGGGGAGCCUGUCACUAUAAACUACAAGCCUUCACCCUUGCAGAUGAAAAUAGAGAAACAGAGAGAACUGGCUAGGAAGGGCUCACUGAAGAAUGGCAACACUGUAGGUAGUCCGGUCAACCAGCAGCCCAAGAAGAACAAUGUCAUGGCCAGAACACGGUUGGUAGUUCCCAAUAAAGGCUAUUCCUCUUUAGACCAGAGCCCAGAUGAGAAACCCUUGGUGGCUCUAGAUACAGACAGUGAUGAUGAUUUUGACAUGUCUAGAUACUCAUCAUCAGGAUACUCUUCGGCCGAGCAAAUCAAUCAAGAUCUGAACAUUCAGCUGCUGAAAGAUGGUUACCGCCUAGAUGAAAUCCCCGAUGAUGAGGACCUGGAUCUGAUCCCACCCAAAUCAGUCAACCCUACCUGCAUGUGCUGCCAGGCAACCUCCUCUACUACCUGUCAAAUACAGUAACCCUGCCUCUCUGACCCCCCCCCUGCUCUUUUCCACACAUCAUGAGCUCCCCUGCCCUCCCGUCUUUAUCUGCUGUGAGUUUACUUCACCAUGCGAGUGGUGACAGAGAGACCUUGGUAGAAUAUUGUAAGUGCUAUGAUGAUAUUGACAACAGCAAAUAUUCAAAUUACCUUAUAAAAACCUUGGUUUAAAAAUCUAGGAGAACGAACGUGUUUGAAAUUAAUCAUUAUGUAUUUAAAACAUUAGUAAACUGGUGGUUUCCUCCUAUGGUAGGACGUGCACUUGUGUUUGAGAGCUCUUCUCCUAGUCAACAUGAUCUAACAUAACACACUGAUAAAAGCUGGCAGAAACGAAAAGUUUGUCUGAUGCUCCAAAGUGAUUUGAGUUUCCCUGAAGAAUAAGAAACAUUAUCAUUACUGACUCAGCUGUUCUGCUUACCUGAAUUCUGAGUUGCAUUUUUUUCUAUUUUUUUUUUCUAUUUUUUUAUUUUUAUGCUUAAUUUUUUUAACCCGAGGGAUCAUUAUGAUUGAAUGUGUUGAUGUUCAGAUAUUUGGGAGGUGGGGUAGAAGUUUGAUUCUCCAAACAGAGGAUACUGUAUCCGUUGUACUGUAAGGGGUUAAUAUGUAGCACAGGCCAAGUCAUUAGGCUCAUUUACACCACCUUCAACACUUUUACUCUCAUUGCCUAAAUGGCUAGAGAUGUGGCAUCAGAGUUUAGGGCUGAAUGUAUGAACAUGAAUAGCUGAGGAACAAACUGCAUGAAGAGCAUCUGAUUGAGUACCUGAAUGGUAAAUAAUGAGCAAGUAGCUUUUUGCACCCCAAUUAUUUUGUGCACACUCAGACACUACCGUUGUUGCAUUGUUUUGAUUUUGCAUAUUUUAUUUCUUAAUUUUUUGGUGGCCCUUACCUGUGUACAGUUUCCUGCAGAGCAGUGAAAAUUAACUGUGUAAAAAGGGAAGAUUACAUAUCAUUUCUUGCGCCAACCCUCCAACACCACACUCACGUGAUUCCUGUGUUAUUAAGGCCAAAGGAAUUGGAGGGAUCUCUCAGCCUGGUCUUUUAUUUACCUUUUCUCAGUGUCACAGAACCUGAUGAUCACUGGACACUCCCUCCUUCCCAUUUCUGUGUUAGUGCCACAGAUCCUUAGGAGAACACACAGGUUCACACACCAGAGGGGUGUACUACGAAGUGAGCUGAAUUGGUUACUGAGCUUAAAGUCAGAGAUUUCAUUGUUACAAAGGUGGCUCUCUUUUCACCCGUGGUAAAUAUUGCUGAACGCAUAACCUGCUUCAGAGCCCGAAGCAGGAAGCCCGAGUUAACAAAGGCAGCUAACGACCACUGUCAUGGGGUUUUAGGUUUUGUUAAGCCAGCUAACACAAAAAAACCCUGGCUGUGUUGAAUUUGCUUUAUGGUACACCCCUUAGAGAGACUUCUGACACACACACACACACACACACACACACACACACACACACCACACACACACACACACACAUAUGCAUGCAUACAAUGCCAAAAUAAUAAGUGAGAUGGCAUCGAUUUCUCUUUUGAUCAACAGGAUGGAAAUCAUUUUGUAAUUGCAACAUCAAGGAUCGUUGACUUGGAGCACUAAUGUCCUUCAUUUACGACCCUCUCUCCUCUAAAUCAGCUGUUUAUUUGCAAUUAGAGUAUGCCUUAAGUACAGAGAAAUUAAAACGAUGUCUGUGUUCAUGCCAUCUUGAUUUAGUUUUAUUUGAAGAGCAUUUGCUGUCAAAGAAGUUAUGCUUUUUUUUUUUCUUUUUACAUUUAGACACAAGUGAUUUUGACUGUUUUUCUUUGGUUUUCUUUUAAACAAUUUUCUUGUAUUGUAA